AUGAGAGAGAAGAAUGCGGCGGUGCAGUUGAGUCUCACACACGCCCCCUACUGUCUCACACACGCCCCCUACUGGCUCACACACGCCCCCUACUGUCUCCACCACGCCCCUACUGGAUCACACACGCCCCCUACUGUCCACACACGCCCCCUACUGGAUCACCACGCCCCCUACUGUCUCACACACGCCCCUACGGCUCACACACGCCCCUACUGGAUCACACCGCCCCCUACUGUCUCACACACGCCCCCUACUGGAUCACACACGCCCCUACUGGCUCACACAUGCCCUCUACUGGCUCACACACGCCCCCUAUUGCUCACACACGCCCCCUACUGGCUCACACACGCCCCCUACUGGCUCACACACGCCCCUAUUGCUCACACACGCCCCUACUGGCUCACACAUGCCCUCUACUGGCUCACACACGCCCCCUACUGGCUCACACACGCCCCCUACUGGCUCACACACGCCCCCUACUGUCUCACACACGCCCCCUACUGGAUCACACACGCCCCUACUGGCUCACACAUGCCCUCUACUGGCUCACACACGCCCCCUAUUGGCUCCACCACGCCCCCUACUGGCUCACACACGCCCCUACUGCUCACACACGCCCCUAUUGGCUCACACACGCCCUCUACUGGCUCCACACCCCCCUAUGUCACACACGCCCCCUACUGGCUCACACACGCCCCCUACUGGCUCACACACACCCCUACUGGCUCACACACGCCCCCUACUGGCUCACACACGCCCCCUACUGUCUCACACACGCCCCCUACUGGAUCACACACGCCCCCUACUGGCUCACACAUGCCCUCUACUGGCUCACACACGCCCCCUAUUGGCUCACACACGCCCCCUACUGGCUCACACACGCCCCCUACUGGCUCACACACGCCCCCUAUUGCUCACACACGCCCUCUACUGGCUCACACACGCCCCCUAUUGGCUCACACACGCCCCUACCUGGCUCACACACGCCCCCUACUGGCUCACCACACCCCCUACUGGCUCACACACGCCCCUACUGGCUCACACACGCCCCCUACUGGCUCACACACGCCCCCAACUGGCUCACACACGCCCCCUACUGGUUCAACACACCGCCCCUACUGGCUCACACACGCCCCUACUGUCUCACACAUGCCCCUACUGGCUUACACACGCACCCAUACUGGCUCACACACGCCCCUACUGGCUCACACGCCCCCUACUGUCUCACACACGCCCCCUACUGUCUCACACACACCCCCUACUGUCUCACACACGCCCCCUACUGGCUCACACACGCCCCCUACUGUCUCACACACGCCCCCUACUGGAUCACACACGCCCCCUACUGCUCACACAUGCCCUCUACUGGCUCCCACACGCCCCCUAUUGGCUCACACACGCCCCCUACUGGCUCACACACGCCCCCUACUGGCUCACACACGCCCCCUAUUGGCUCACACACGCCCCUACUGGCUCAACACACGCCCCUACUGGCUCACCACCCCCUAUGGCUCACACACGCCCCCUACUGGCUCACACACACCCCUACUGGCUCACACACGCCCCCUACUGGCUCACACACGCCCCCUACUGGCUCACACACGCCCCCAACUGGCUCACACACGCCCCCUACUGAGGGAGCGUGUGAGUGGAACCUGCUCGGACCAGCAGCACACCACAGGAGAGUCAGUGGCACCUUAA
Molecule: messenger RNA, 1701 nt
Organism: Salvelinus namaycush (lake trout)
Lineage: Eukaryota; Metazoa; Chordata; Actinopteri; Salmoniformes; Salmonidae
Product: extensin-like
Exons: 3
Coding region: 1-1701 (566 amino acids)
Source: RefSeq, a predicted model, not a curated record